AUGGGUUUGUUAGAGUUAUGCGAGAAGUAUUUUAAUACCAAUAAUUUAUAUGAAGUCUUGGAGAUUUCGGAACAAGCUUCUGAAAAAGAAGUUAAAAAAGCUUAUCACAAAUUAUCUCUGAAAGUACAUCCUGAUAGAGUUAAAGAUGAUGAAAAAUUGCAUGCCACUGAGAAAUUUAAAGUGCUUGGUAGUGUUCAUGCUAUAUUAAGUGAUAAAGAUAAAAGAGAACUUUAUGAUGCUACCAAAAGUGUUGAUGAGGAGGAAUACAACAUACUGAAAGAUAAAGACUGGACUGUGUACUGGAGAUUGCUCUUUAAGAAAAUUACCGAAGAAGAUAUUAAAGCAUAUGAAAAGGAAUAUAUUGGUUCUAAUGAAGAAAAAAAUGAUUUGAAAAAUGCUUACUUAGCUGGAAAGGGUGAUAUGGAUUACAUUGUAGAUCAAGUACAAUUUGCCAGAUCAGAACAUGAGCCAAGAAUACGAGGCAUUCUUACUGAAAUGAUAGAACAGGGGGAAAUACCAUCAUACAAAAUAUUUACUAAUGAGCCAGCAAGAAAAAGGCAGCGUCGGCAUGCUAAAGAAAAUCGCGAAGCAAAAGAAGCAGAGGAACUUAAAAAAUCUUUGGGUCUAUCUACAGGUGAAGAUAGUUUAGAACUUAUGAUAAAACAAAACCAACAAGCUAGAGCUAACCAGAUGAACUCAUUCAUUGAUGACUUAGCAAUUAAGUAUGGUGGACAAUCUUCAGCCAGAAAAAGAAAAGCUCCUGUUGAGUCAACCAAAAAUAAAAGGAAGAAG
Brenthis ino (lesser marbled fritillary) is the source of this 792-nucleotide messenger RNA. The record is from the annotation of a GenBank genome assembly. NCBI's taxonomy places the organism in Eukaryota, Metazoa, Arthropoda, Insecta, Lepidoptera, Nymphalidae.